AUGCGUCUGCGAACUUUGGAUCCGGCAGGGCGGCCGUUUUCUCCUCACGAAAAGAACGGAGAGUAUGCUUCUAGAAGUCCUCUCAACACAACGAGAACUUCAAAGCAACAGCGUGAAGAUCACGUGUUGCUGACGCUCACCUUCCUGAAUAAGAAAACGAAAGCACCUCUUUUCCAGGCAGUGGUCGAAUUGAGGCCGCCUCUGCAUCUACGCCGGAGGCAACAACAAGAAGAUCACGAAGACCAGCACCUGUCUCUGCGCGACAAGACGCUUUUGGCCUCUACAACUUCGCCUAGAACAAUCAUGGCCGUCGAUCACGAAGACGUGGCGACUUCUACCACUAACGCCGGAAUUAGUGGCGCAGUCAGCGAAGAGGAGCCCCUGGACGUGCUCGGUGGACUCUCAGAUCUGUGGGCGUUCGCGAAAAAGCAACAGCUGGAAACGGAACACGACGUUGUGGCUGCAGUGGUAGGAACAAGCGAACUAACUCCUGUCAUGCGGGGGCAGCAAGAGGGACCUCUCGAUCCGGGAAAUAUGAUUCCCUCGCCGGAAUUACUGAACGUUUUGGAGUUUGAUUACGCGCGGUCUCUGACAAUGAGCUUAAAGCAGUCUGACGAGGCGAUCAACAGAACGAGAGCUGGUGCUGCCGCUUCUGCAGGUGAUCGUGAUCGUACGGCCGGCUCUGGCACGCAACGCAGUUCCUCUUCCACGGGCGGUCCUGGAAUCAACGUCCGCGACUUUGACGACGGAACUGCUUCCUCCCACACGCAAACUACCCUCACAGCUGGUAAAGACCAAAACAACUACAACGACGCUCUUCACACUUCGAAGCAGUUUGGCAGAAAAGAGGCCGAUUUAGUCGCUUCGCUCCUCCCGUCAGCCCCUCUGUUGCACACGCCGUUGCGGUUGGACUUCACUUUGACGGUGUUUUCCUCCUCUAUGGUGAAAAAGAUGAAGCAGGUGGUUAUCUGCCCAGACUGCGGCAGAACGGACGUGACGCGGUCGAGCAACAUAUGGGAGUGUCAGGUUUGAAAUCGACAAAGUUGAAAUAACUUGCAAUGCAUAAAAUCGACACCAGUGGGAAGCCCAAUUUUCAAGCGGUGCAUGAGAAAUUUCGGCGCCGUCUAAAUCCAGCUUGUCAUGCUGUUUAGGGAGAGAAGGCGUCUUUUGUCGUGCUACUUUAGCAGCUCUACCGCAGACCCCAAACAGGCUGACAGUCGACCUCACUUGCCGUCCCUGCAAGAGAGGCACUUCAUGCCUUGCAAUUUAGGCAUGAGAAAUCAUUUCAACUUUGACCACGAUUUCAAUCCUGACGCUUCCAUACAACAAUUUUUGCUACUAUACGGGCCAAAUCUUCUGCGAGAACUGUUUUCGCAAACCGCCGGCUGGAUCGCCGUUGGAGAUGAGCCCGGGUACGUCUAAAGAAGCAUGUCUGAUAUAUGAAGACCACGAAUCAAGGCACUUCAGCUUCAAUGUUGGGUAUCCUCUAACAGGUGCCAAUGCCAUGUAGAGUACUACUACAUUCUUCCCAAAUUAUCGUGAUAGUGCAUACUAGACUUUCAUGGGUCGACGUAUCAUCACAAAACAUCACAGGCUCCUCCACCGACCAGGCGCAACAGGAAUCUUUCCGCAGUGUCAUACCCGGCUACAUCGCAGAGAGGUGGGAUUUCACAAAGCGACCGGUUUGCUACGUCGCGAAAAUGUACCUGGAGGCGGUUUUUCACGCAGGUUUGGUGGACGGGAGGAAGAUAAAGGACUUUAAUAAUGCAGAAACAUCACAAGCAAGAACUUCUUCUAGCACGAAGCCGAAAUCCAAAAUUUCACCGGAGGUUGUCAAGUUGCACCAGGACAUGCUCGAUACGUUUCUGUUUUCCGGGGAAGAAGAUCUUCAAGAUGAAGGAUAUACAUCCAACAUUGUCAAGAUCGACGGCAAAGCAUCAACAGGAUCAUUAGCCGCGCCAGGAGCUGCUUCAGUGCUCGAGCGAGAAAAAAGCCGCGAAAUCGUGUCAAGCGCCGUGAGUAGAACUCAAGUUCCUAUACCGCCGCCACCGUCUCCGCCGAGAGCGGUGAUUCCAGUUCCUCCGCCACCGCCUCCACCGCCAGUGUUGCAGCUCCCUGUAGUCGACGAGGAGAAAGAACCAGCGAGCGGGUCCUCUUUCGCAGGAGGCAAUAAAACGGAUGGCAUGACCUCGAUAAUGCCACCAGUCGAAUCAUCUCCCUUAAGGAGCAUCGGCACUGCGGAUCACGAUCUUUCUCUUUCACGCGACGAGGAUGCAGCUGUGGUUGCUGACGCCGAAGUGGAUGCAGAAAGAAUCGCGAAAGAACUUCUAUCCGUCCCGGGGACAGCAUCUCUGCCCUCCGACGACGGCAGCUUCGCUCUCGGCAAUGCGCAGCAAGAAACUGUUGUUACCCAGCCGGACCAGGAUCUGCUCCAGGCGAGCAUGACCACAACGAGCGACGUGAAUUUAGGAAAAAGCUCCACACGAGGACAAGAGGAUGAACUCCCCCAACCAGCUCCGAGAAGCACCCUGGACUCCAUUUUACCGGCGAAUUACAACCAGUUUUUGUCUUCGCAACAAAGUUCAUCUUUCGCAGACCAAUUACUGCAGGCGACGGAGUCUAUGAUGACCAACGUCGCCGAGGUUACGGAAAAUCUUUCUCUGAAAUACCACAUCAUGACUGAUUUCCAGCAUUUCGACGAGGACAAUACAGCGAGAUCGCAGGUUCUGUGGGAAGAACUGAACAGCUGCUUGACCAAAGUCGGGUUUGGCUUUGAAUUGCUCCGGGACUUGCAGGAAGUUGUGGGGUUUGAUGUUUACCAAAAGGUUGAAAUCCAUCCUGGGUUGCGGGUUGGAAAAGCUGGUGCACCAGCGCCGACAUUACCAGAGCUCGAUGUCCUACCUUCGGAUGUUGAAGCUGAUGGUUCGAAGAUGAAACUGCAAACCUGCCACGCGGAAUUGCAAAAGCUUGCAGAGCAAGCCGACGUCGGGCUGAAGUGGGAUUGUGGCUGUGAUUUACGACCAAGUAAUUUGAAGCGGUUUAUGGAUCAACUACAAAACGAGCAGCGGAAAAUAAAAAACGAAGCGAUGUCUACUUUUGCUUUGCGAAAGAGGAACGACAAGGCUCUCGUACAGUCAAGGGCCAGCUCGAUGAACGCCUUCGAGGAGCAGCCGAUCUUCUAUUCCAUGCACAUGCUCGAGGAAAUUUCCCGGUUGUCGGAUAAAAGUUUGUCGAUUCUACAGGUCGCCAGACGCUUGUUCGCCGAAAUUUUGAAGCACUUGGCGAAGAACGAAGUUAGCUCCGGAAGGCUGAAAUUCGGACUGCAGAAUGGCGCUUGGUGGGAAGUCUGGGGUGGGAAGGGCGUGGUUGGGGAGACGGAGGACGGGCUGGACGACACCACUUCUUCUCAACUUCGCGAAGAGACCACACCAGGAGCAGACGAUAGCCAUGCCGCAGCCGCGCAGCUGCCAGAAGAAUCGCAACAGCACAAGAACUCUCCUGAUCUACAACUUUCCGCCAUCAAAGGCAAAGAACGCAACCCCUUUGCUGGCCCCGAUAACGACAACCCCCUCCUGUACUACGCGAACUGCGGAAUCUGCAAUGCGCAUGUGUGCUACUGGAACGGGUUUCAUCAGUGCGAAAACUGCCUUGCGGUUUUCCACAAAAGGUGUUUCACGGUCCGGGCGAACGGGAAGUGUCCGUAUUGCGCGUUUGCGGGGAUUCUUUAGUUCGGUGGGCCGCGCGUGGUCGUAUGUCGAUGUCCUCGUCGACCUCGCCCCGAUGAACAUGGAUGGUUUGUAUUUUUCCUGCUGUUCCCGAAUCCGAAUGAAUUUGAACAUAAGUAACGUGCCGAGAAGAUUGAACUGGCGACCUGACUACAUGUUGGUGGUCUUCUUGUUGGCGCUACUAGGUCUUAUAAAAAAAGUGGCAAGUUGUAGAUGAAUGCUGGCUGUUGAUGAAAAAACGACAAGAAAAAUGAUGCUAGUAGUCCUACAACGCUCACAACGUC
This is a messenger RNA of Amoebophrya sp. A120, 4009 nucleotides long. NCBI's taxonomy places the organism in Eukaryota, Dinophyceae, Syndiniales, Amoebophryaceae. The record is from the annotation of a GenBank genome assembly.